Messenger RNA from Schistocerca cancellata (South American locust), 549 nucleotides. RefSeq lists its product as uncharacterized. NCBI's taxonomy places the organism in Eukaryota, Metazoa, Arthropoda, Insecta, Orthoptera, Acrididae. Bases 1 to 549 code for a protein of 182 amino acids. The transcript is spliced from 5 exons. The record is from RefSeq and is a predicted model, not a curated record.
AUGCUGCCAGCAGCAUGCACAGCAGCAAAGGAGAAUGUGGAAGACAAACUGUUAGCUGCGAAGACAACGAGGAAUGGAACAUCUGCCCAGAACUCUGCUGUGUUGAAGCUAUUUGAGCAGGUUUCAACACAACUUAGUGCUGAGUCCUAUCCCACUGGCAGCCAAGUUAUUGUUCUGUCAAGGGGAUUAUCGUCAGUGUGUGCAGAACUUUUGGAGAGGUCAUUUAACAGUGUGACAAGGACUAUCAUUGAAGAAUUAAAAAAAGGUGUGAAAGACUGUUUCCACAACGUAGAGAUGAGCAAGUCUAUAGGAGUAGAUACUCUGCUUGAUCUACGCUUUCAAACUCUUGUGUUUGCAAACAGAGAAGCAGCAGAAAAUGCGAAGAAGCAGCUAGUUGAACUAAAUAUGAACAUAGUGGAUUUGGGAGGCACACCACCGGCAGGAGACAAGUCUCAGUUUAAUACUUGGGAUAUUUUAACAAUAAGCUCCACAAGUCAGUCACCAGCAGCAGACAUCGCACAGUUAAAAUGUGAGAAGCUUGAAGUAUAA